AUGGGAAACAGAAGAAAAGAUUUAUUUAGCCAGUUGGAUGGAUUGUUAGGAGACGCCAUUGAAUUGGAAUGUGCAAAUGAAAAGAGCAGUAGUAGUAAAUUGAAGUAUGGAGGCUUAAACCCCACUAGCUCACGGAGCACGAAUGUAAGCUCCAAUACUUCCAGUAUAAAGAAUAGAAUUGCAAUGUUUGAAAACAAUGAUUACGAUACUGGGAAGAAGUUCUCUAGACGACCUUCUGUUGCUAGUUCGACAAGUUCCACGAGGACGAUCAGAACUUCUCCCAUUCAAACAAUUGAACUCACACAACCGUCAGCAUCUACAUUAAUGAAGACUCGUAGUCGCCUAACCCCAUACAAUUCUAACAACGACAAUAUAAACAGUUAUAAUAACACGGAAACUACAACUGAUACGAUAGAAGACUUCUUGGACUCGUUUAAUUCUAGUUCUAACUCAGAUACAGAAAACGAUGAAGAAUCCACCCAUACAGCGGAUACGUCUAUAUUUUCAGAGUCACCUCCUCCAAAGUCGACCGCUGUGAAGAUCACUACUACAUCACCCACUUGUUCUACACCUAUGACCCACAAACAGUUUCAAAAUAUAAUACGGAUUGGUACGUCGACGGUGGAUCACUUGAGUGGGAUGUUGGAGUGCAUGGAAGCAAUGGUGUUAUCUGAAAAUGAUUUCAUAGAAAACGAAUUAAGAAAUUUUACCACUACCAUACAAGAAAGUGCAGCCCACAAUACGUAUAUCAUAAAGGUAUUUCCUUAA
Dujonia railenensis is the source of this 768-nucleotide messenger RNA. Lineage: Eukaryota; Fungi; Ascomycota; Pichiomycetes; Serinales; Debaryomycetaceae. The record is from the annotation of a GenBank genome assembly.